CCGCGGCAAUUCAAACAUCCGGUGAAGCCGGUCUCCGGAGAAAAAAAAUAUCCAGGUUUGAGUUUAGUGGGUCAUUCGGGGAAACGGUCUCCAGCUGCUCGACCACAGAGGACGCGUUUCAAUACAGCUUGCGCAGAUUUAAACCAUGCUGCUUCGCAAAGUGAGCCAGUCUUCCGCACUGUGCGGCGCCAUUCUCAGGAUUCCUCCUGCGCUGUCUGCAGGUCAGCGUCAGGCCGGGGCUGUGCAAAACGCUCGUCUCUACGCAAGUCAAGCUGCAGAGGCAGUGCUGGAGAAACCAGCAGCAGUCGGAGCUGAUGCUGCCUCUGCCGUGGAAAAGAAGUCAGCUGCUGCUGAAUCCAAAUCGUUUGCUGUCAACAUUUUCAAAGGGCAGAUCGCAACUCCCCAAGUGUUUCCAUUCCCAUCAGCCUUGAAUGAGGAGCAGGAGCAGUUUCUCAGAGAACUCGUGGGCCCCGUCAGCAAAUUCUUUGAGGAGGUAAAUGAUCCAGCCAAGAAUGACGCUUUAGAGAUGGUGGAGGAUCACACCAUGGAGGGCCUGAAGGAGAUGGGUGCUUUCGGCCUGCAGGUGCCGGCUGACCUAGGUGGCCUCGGCCUCUCAAACACACAGUAUGCUCGACUGGUGGAGAUCGUUGGCAGUCAUGACCUGGGGGUUGGCAUCACUCUGGGAGCACACCAGUCUAUUGGUUUCAAAGGCAUCCUGCUUUUUGGGAAUAAGGCUCAGAAGGAGAAGUACCUGCCCAAGGUUGCCACAGGUGAACACAUCGCCGCGUUCUGUCUGACUGAACCAGCCAGUGGUUCUGACGCCGCCUCCAUCAAGACCACAGCUGUUCAGUCCCCCUGUGGAAAGUACUUCACUCUCAAUGGAAGCAAGAUCUGGAUCAGCAAUGGAGGCAUAGCAGAGAUUUUCACAGUAUUUGCGAAAACGCCCCUAAAGGAUCCCAAGACUGGAGAAGUGAAGGACAAGAUCACAGCCUUUGUUGUGGAGAAAAGCUUUGGUGGAGUCACACAUGGCCCACCAGAGAAGAAGAUGGGCAUUAAGGCGUCCAACACGGCCGAGGUCUACUUUGAUAAUGUCACUGUGCCGGCUGAAUGUGUGCUCGGAGAAGUAGGAGGAGGAUUCAAGGUCGCCAUGAACAUCCUGAACAACGGGCGGUUCGGCAUGGCGGCCGCGCUCUCCGGCACCAUGAAGGCGGUCAUCGCCAAAGCCGUUGACCAUGCAGCCAACAGAACCCAGUUCGGGAGCAAGAUCCACACCUACGGCACCAUCCAGGAGAAGCUUGCUCGCAUGGCUUUGAUGCAGUAUGUCACAGAGUCGAUGGCCUACAUGAUUAGUGGCAACAUGGACAGCGGAGCGACUGAGUUCCAGAUCGAAGCUGCCAUCAGCAAGAUCUUUGCCUCUGAAGCGGCAUGGGUCGUGACUGACGAGUGCAUUCAGGUCAUGGGUGGCAUGGGUUUCAUGAAGGAUACAGGUUUGGAGAGAGUCAUGAGGGACCUGAGGAUCUUCCGGAUCUUUGAGGGAACCAACGACAUCCUCAGACUCUUUGUGGCUCUCAAUGGCUUUCAGAGCGCUGGUACCCAGUUGAAGAGUUUACAGAAGGCGCUGAAGAACCCGCUGGGCAACGCUGGAGUGCUGGCAGAAGAACUCACCAAGAGAGCAAAGAGGAAGGCCGGCCUGGGUACGGGUCUGACGCUGCAGGGGUCCGUGCAUCCUGAGCUGGCGCCGAGCGCUGAGCUGACGGUGAAAGCCAUCGAGCAGUUUGGAGCUGUGAUUGAAGAGCUUCUCAUCAAACAUGGCAAGAAGAUCAUUGACGAGCAGUUCGUCCUGAAUCGAGUUGCAGAGUGCGCCAUCAACCUGUACGCCAUGGUGGUCGUCCUGUCCAGGGCGUCGCGCUCUCUGACUCAGGGCCAGGCCUCAGCUGAGCACGAGAAGGUGCUGUGUGAGACCUGGUGUAUGGAGGCUCACGACAGAGUCCUGAACGACAUUAAGCUCCUGCGGUCGGCUGAAUCCAAAAAGUUGUUCAAGAACCUGCGGGGCAUCUCUACAGCCAUGGUGGACAAUGGAGGAGUGGUGGCUCCUCAUCCUCUGGGUUUCUGAACACAGAACUCUCCCUGGAACCUCCCAUCAGUUUGCUCCUUUUGUUCUCCAUAGUUCAUAGUCUCUAAUGCUGUGCUCCGUUGGUUUUCUCAUAGGAUUUUUGUUAAGAUCCUAUCGCCAUUAUCAUCAGUAGCUGCAUUAAUACAUCCGGCAUGUAGAGAAAAACACACACACACACACACACACACAGAGAGCAUCAGGAGGAACUAGCCAUCUAUUAACCUAGAAUCUAAUCUAUUAAAGUUUUAUUAGUAUUCUACAAUGUCAAGCUCACGUCUCACCACACUGUGCAGUUAUUUUCCCAUCAGGUUUGUUAUUUAUUCAGUUCCAACUCGAGGCCUGCGUUUAAGUCUCUCACGUGUGCAGAGCUUGAAACCAGCCUUCACUUGGCUUCGCAGCUGUUGUGACUGUAAUCAAUCGAACAAUCUCACAAUAAUAAUGAACGUGUAAACAGCAAUGUCAAUGCAACGUAGCGGUAGGAGGCCAGUCGGCAGCUGCUGGGACUGUUUUCACCAUGUUAUUUAUAGUGUGCUGUUGUGGUUUUCUUCACGUCUACGCUCACAAACAUUACAGCCUCUGCCUUAGAAGCUGCUCCACGGACGCUGGUCCGGGUUGAUGAGUGUUUGCUCAGUUUAAGGCUUCCACGUCCGUCUGCCUCUGUUCAAGAUGUUUUGCUCAUCGAAUGUUUCGUGCACAGAUGUUUAUGCACGUGGUGAUGUUUUAGUCGAAGCUUGAAUGAGAUAUGACUCUUCUCUGAGCCGUUUGACAUUUUGGCGUCUCUUCAGCCGGGUUAUUUAUGUAACUGUUUGGUCGUUUGUACUGAUCUACUCUGAGGUUGGUUCAACAACACGUUUGGGUUCGUCUGCCUGAUCUAAUGUCUAUUAUUGCCUAAUUUGUGCCACCAUUUAUUCUGUCAUUAAACAUAACAGUUGCCUCUGUAAA
Betta splendens (Siamese fighting fish) is the source of this 3055-nucleotide messenger RNA. RefSeq names its product acyl-CoA dehydrogenase very long chain (gene acadvl). The record is from RefSeq and is a predicted model, not a curated record. The transcript has 21 exons. Bases 146 to 2113 code for a protein of 655 amino acids. Gene Ontology annotation, molecular function: fatty-acyl-CoA binding; very-long-chain fatty acyl-CoA dehydrogenase activity; flavin adenine dinucleotide binding. NCBI's taxonomy places the organism in Eukaryota, Metazoa, Chordata, Actinopteri, Anabantiformes, Osphronemidae.